Molecule: messenger RNA, 1280 nt
Organism: Notothenia coriiceps (black rockcod)
Lineage: Eukaryota; Metazoa; Chordata; Actinopteri; Perciformes; Nototheniidae
Product: gap junction alpha-8 protein
Exons: 1
Coding region: 23-1270 (415 amino acids)
Biological process (GO): cell-cell signaling; gap junction-mediated intercellular transport
Cellular component (GO): connexin complex
Molecular function (GO): gap junction channel activity
Source: RefSeq, a predicted model, not a curated record
UCUGCAGUGCUACGGACCGAUCAUGGGUGACUGGAGCUUUCUGGGUAAUAUUUUAGAGGAAGUUAACGAGCACUCUACGGUGAUCGGCCGGGUGUGGCUCACGGUGCUCUUCAUCUUCCGUAUCCUCAUCCUGGGCACGGCGGCGGAGUUCGUGUGGGGCGAUGAGCAGUCUGACUACGUCUGCAACACACAGCAGCCUGGGUGUGAGAACGUGUGCUACGACGAGGCCUUCCCCAUCUCCCACAUCCGCCUGUGGGUGCUGCAGAUCAUCUUUGUUUCCACACCGUCUCUGGUGUACGUGGGUCACGCUGUGCACCAUGUCCACAUGGAGGAGAAACGAAAAGAGCGUGAGGAUGCAGAACUUAGCCGGCAGCAGGAGCUGAGCGAGGAGCGUCUCCCUCUGGCCCCCGACCAGGGGAGUGUCCGCACCACCAAGGAGACCAGCACCAAGGGGAGCAAGAAGUUCAGGCUAGAGGGCACCCUGCUGAGGACCUACAUCUGCCACAUCAUCUUCAAGACACUGUUCGAGGUGGGCUUCGUGGUGGGCCAGUACUUCCUGUACGGCUUCCGCAUCCUGCCGCUGUACAAGUGCAGCCGCUGGCCCUGCCCCAACACGGUGGACUGCUUCGUGUCCCGCCCCACGGAGAAGACCGUCUUCAUCAUCUUCAUGUUGGCUGUGGCCUGCGUCUCUCUCUUCCUCAACUUUGUGGAGAUCAGUCACCUGGGCCUGAAGAAGAUCCGCUUUGUCUUUCGCAAGCCGGCCCCGUCCCCUGCCCUAGGCGAGGGAUCGGCCCCGCUGCCGCUACAAGGGAAGAGCCUGCCCCCCCUGGCUGUGCCCUCCCUGCAGAGGGCCAAAGGUUACAGGUUGCUGGAGGAGGAGAAAGUUCCCAUUUCUCACCUCUACCCGCUGGCUGAAGUGGGCAUGGAGGCUGGCAGAGGGGCCCCACCCUUCCCGGGGCUAGAGGAGAAGGCGGAGGAGGUGGUGCCCAUGGGGGUCAUCUCUAAGGUGUAUGACGAGACUCUGCCCUCCUACGCCCAGACCACGGAGACAGCGGGGGUGACUUUACACGAGGAAGAGGUCGAGGAGGAGCAGCCCAAAGAGGUGGAUGCCGAGAGAGUGGAGAAGGUUGUGGAUGAGGAUGUGGAGGUAGAGGGGGUAACUCCAGCCGAGGCAGAGAUGGAGGCCACGGAUACGAUAGAAGACACCAGACCGCUGAGCCGACUGAGCAAAGCCAGCAGCAGGGCCAGGUCAGACGAUCUCACCGUAUGAACCCCUGAGA